This is a messenger RNA of Nasonia vitripennis (jewel wasp), 5363 nucleotides long. RefSeq names its product histone-lysine N-methyltransferase PRDM16. Lineage: Eukaryota; Metazoa; Arthropoda; Insecta; Hymenoptera; Pteromalidae. The record is from RefSeq and is a predicted model, not a curated record. The transcript is spliced from 8 exons. The coding region runs from base 1203 to 4592 and encodes 1129 amino acids. Gene Ontology annotation, cellular component: nucleus.
AAAAUAAGUGAGCCGAGUCUCGCCGUCCAUUCAAGCAUCGUUGCCGCGAGUGUGUGUACGCGAUACAGUAGCCCGAGUGAAGCAGAGAGAGCUUGCACGUGAGACGGCUUUUCGGAAUAUUUUUCAAAAGCUCACCGAGAUAAUUUUCGAAGUGAAAGCUUGGAGGAAUCAUUCAGCGCGGGGGAGAUGGCAUUGAAGCUGCGGCCGCGCUGUAAUCUCGACGGAGCUUGAGGACCGGACGUAGGACUGCAGACCGUAGAAGCGCGAGAGGAGAGAAGAGAAGAGAGGAGAGGCGGACUGAGAGCUGAGAUAGAAUGACAGGGGCCUGAUCAUUGGUGGACACACAGAGGAGCCAGAGAGAGAGAGAGAGAAGAGAGAGAGAGCGGGGUAGCGUGUGUACCGGCUGCUGCUGCCCCUGGUGGGGAAUCGCCGCCGCCGCCGCGCGCGGAGGAAGAGGAAGGAGCGGAGAGCGCGAGCAUCGAAUACAGGUCGGCACGGCCAGGUGGGGAGGAAGAAAGCGAGCGCAAGCGCGCGACUUCGUUGACGUCGUCGCAGCCGACGACGCGACCGUCGCCGCACCGCCACCGCGAAGAGUGGGAGAAAAGAGCGAGAGGUACGAGCGCACCUCUAUACACACACACAGCUGAGAGAGAGAAGCAGAGUAGGGGUAUCGCGAGCCUUGUGGGGAGGAAGCAGCAAGCGAGCGAGCAAGUGAGAGAGAGAGAAAGAAGAAGAGCUAUAACGCGCGGGAGGAGGAGGUGGAGGAGGAGGAGGCUGAACUGAAGGAGGUGCGGAGAACACAGACGAGACUCUUCUCGCGGACGCGCUCAAGCUCUCUCUCUCUCUCUCUUUCUCCUUCUCUCUCUCUCUCUCUCUCUCUCUCGCCGUCGUCGUCGUCCUCGCUGUCGCCGCGGCCUCCGCCCGCAUCAGUGCUCUGGACAUCUGGAGAACCCGGGGACUCUCGCGCAUCCGACAGUUCUUGGAGACGGACGACACGACGAACUUUCUCGGUGGCUGUCGCGGUGACGGAGCUUGCGGAGGAGAGCUCGAUUGUGUGACAUACUGUUCUGUGGAGAGAUUCAGUGCAGGCGGUGUAUUCAAGGAUCGCUCGCGAGGCGGAUGGAUCGGAGGACACAAAUUCAUGUUGUUAGUGCUUUAUUAUUUUUGAGUUCGACAGACGAAAAAGCAGCGUCGCACCAGCGAUGAGAUCCAAGCCGGUCGCCAGGAAACUUGCACAGGGAAGCAGCGACGAGGGCGAGCCAGCAGGUGGGAGCGCGGGUGGCGGCUUGGGCUCGACGCCGACCAACAACAGCACCGCCGGAGGUGGCGGUGGCGGCGGCGGGGGCAGCGAGAGCGCCGCCGAGAUGGAGGAGAACGGCUCUCUGCGCUCGUCGAGCAGCGCCAGCAGCAGCAAUCCGCUCUACCAGCGCGAGUCUAAGUCCCUGAACUCCAGCGCUGGCGGUGGAAGCCACGACAUGCACGAGCUCUUCCAGCCCCGGGCUCUGCCCUUCGACUACCAGCAGCUCUUUGAAGACCAACAGCAGCAUCACCUCGGCAGGUCGCUCAGCAACAGGAGCGACGACGAGGACAGGAAGCCCUGGGAUUUCACCGACAAGGGAGCCCACCUCGCGAGGAACUUCAUCAAGAGGGACUAUCAGGAUGACUACCUUGCAGGACAAGCCCUGAAGCAGGAGCAUCUGAAGAACGAGCUGAACGACUACAUAAGCUCGUUGCCCGACAACCUAGAGCUGUCCCUGUCCUCCUCGGGCACGCCGUACAUUCGGGUGCGAAAGGAGAUCCCGGAAGGCACGAGGUUCGGGCCCUAUCUCGGCAACUGGUACAGCACCGACUUCAACCCCGCAAAUGCCUCUGAGAUGAUGUACGCGUGGAAAUACGCCCGGGAAUCGUUCGAGGACUCGAAGGACUGGAUGAAGCUGAUCCGCGUCGCGACGAAUCCCGACGAGGUGAACGUUCGGCAGAUCAAAGCCAAGGACGGCCACACGUACUUCGAAGCCACGCGCAACAUCGGAGCCCGCGAGGAGCUCCUCUCCCACUUCCUCGAGCCUCUGGUGAAGCCUCGACGCCUGAACAACGAGGACGAGAACACGAGCGAAUACGCUUCUCAACACAGUGGUGCUUCUCACGCCGACGAGGACAGGGAGGACGAGGAAGACGCAGAGACGAAGUGCACAGUCUGCGACAAGCCGUUCCUCGAUAUCGAAGUGCUCAACAACCACCUGGUCGUCUGCCACCGGUACCCGGCCCGCGAGCACUGCUGCUCGAGCUGUCCCAGCGGUUACGCCUGGCGGCCUCUGCUCGUCCGACACCGGGCUCUGGUUCACGGAGACGUGCGCAAGUACCCCUGCGAGAACUGCCCCAAGCCGGACGACCCGCAGGUUUUCACGGAUCCAUCGAACCUUCAGCGGCACAUCCGGGCCCACCACGUUGGAGCCCGCAGUCACGCCUGCACCGAGUGUGGCAAAACCUUCGCCACCAGCUCCGGACUCAAGCAGCACACCCACAUCCACAGCAGCGUCAAGCCCUUCCAGUGCGAAGUCUGCUUCAAGGCCUACACCCAGUUCUCCAACCUCUGUCGGCACAAGCGCAUGCACGCCAAAUGCCGCAUGCAGAUCACCUGCCCCAAGUGCAGCGCCCAGUUCAGCACCGUCACCUCGCUAACCAAGCACAAGCGAUUCUGUGACCCGAACGCGCCGCCCCAGUCCGGCCAAGCUGUCAACAUGCCGCAGCCCCAGCCGCAGCCCAACCCCUUCCUAUACCCGCGCCAGCCGCUAAGCUUCUACCCGCCGAGCCUCAUCAGCCACUACUCGGCCUCAUUCUUCCGGGGCGCCGGAAACCUCCUCGGACUGCCGCUGGUCUUUCCGACCAAGAAUCACGCCGAGGAGUCACUGGAGCAGCAGCAACAACAGUCGCAGCAACAGCGCCCGGAGAGCCCCAGGCAGGAGAGGUUCUCGCCGCCGCGAGCGGCCCUGCCUCCGAUGGAGUCGACUGCCCAGCAGCAAAUGCACGCCGCCAGCAAGGUCUCGCCCUCCGCGGCCGAGGAGGCCACCUCCAGUCUCAGGCCCUCGCCGGCUCGCCCGCCACCGGCGGCCACGCAAUCCGAGCCUGAGGAGCCGUCCAGCCCCAAGCCGCAACAGCAGCAGCAGAGUAACAAGCGCCGACACGAUUCAGAGGACGCUGAGGAGCAGCAGGAGCAGGGUAGCUCUGGAUCCGAGCAGCCCCUCGACCUAAGCGUCAAGACCAAGCGCAGAAGGACUCAGGAGCCGGAGCCCAGCAGCAAUCCUGAGCCGGAGCUCGAGACUCGCAGCGAGCAAACGGAGCCCGAGCCAGUUCCCGAGAAGCGACGACCAGAGUUCUCACCGGUGCAGACGGUUCCUGAGGACUUGGUUACUACCCCGCAGUCGCGACCUUCUAGCAGAGUCAAGAGCAGCGAACAGCGAGAACGCGAACGUGAACGCGAACGCGAACGUGAACGCGAACGCGAGCGGUCCGAGCGACCGCCCUCCGAGAGCAAGGAGAGCCUGUCCAGCCCCGUGAUGAGGAGCAGCAGCCUGCAGGUACCGCCAUCCGAGAGUCCGCAACAGGCGGAGCGCACGCCACCGCACAUGGCCUAUCCUAGACCCAUCCACCCGCUCUUCCUCGAGUCGAUGUACCGCAACCCGACUAAUCCGUUCCCUAACUUCCCCGGCAACAACCCAGCCGAGCACCGUCUUCUCCCCAUGCCCUCGUUCGGACCCGGACGCAUGCCCUUCUUCGGGCCGCUCAUGAACGGACUCGGCGCACCCAGACCCUCCGGAGGCUACGACGUGCUGGCCCGUCCGUCCGCUGCUGGCUUUCCUGGAGUCAAGUCCUUCCCGGAAUCCGUGAUGGCUCCCCAUCAGCAGGGGCCGUUUGCCGGUCACGCUCACGGCAAGAUCAAGGACCGCUACUCCUGCAAGUUCUGCGGCAAGAACUUCCCCAGAUCGGCCAACCUGACGCGGCACCUGCGCACUCACACCGGCGAGCAGCCCUACAAGUGCAAGUACUGCGAGCGCAGUUUCAGCAUCUCCAGCAAUCUGCAGCGUCACGUGCGCAACAUCCACGACAAGCAACGGCCCUUCAAGUGUCCCAUGUGCGAGCGCUGCUUCGGUCAACAGACGAACCUCGACCGACAUCUCAAGAAGCACGAGGCCGACGACGGCAGCGGUGUCGUCUCCGUCGCUGACUCGGCCGAUAGCAGCAACGAGAACGAGCGUGAGGAAACUUCCACCUACUUCGAUGAGAUCCGCUCGUUCAUGGGUAAGGUAACGUACGGCGGCGAUACGUCCUAUGGUCUGCCGCCCCAUCACCCGGCCUACCUGCCGAGUCGACUUCGCGAGGUUCAUGAGGCACACGACCUUAUGGAUACUGUUGUGCUGGGAAAGAGAAAGUACGACGACGACGAGGACAGCGAGGGCAGAGUCACGCCGGCCGACGGGCUGUCGCCCAUCGAUCCCAAGGAGUCGUCACCUCCGCAGUUCGAUCUCAAGCUCAGCGGCAAACGGGAGCUACUGAAUAAUAACACCGCCGAGCCGGUCAUCGAGAUCUCGACAUAGUCGCGACGAGCCUGGCCGUAUUCGUGGCUUCCCGAGCUAAGGCGCUGAGCGAGACUAUUCGCUUUUGACUCUAUGAACGUAUUUUAUAGAUAGAUUCGAUCGUGUUUUGUGGACGUUCUGCGCAAGGCAGAUGAGCUCUUCAGAAAGAGACGAAGCAAGGAACGUGAUUUGGAUACUCGACGCGUUAAAUUCACGUUAAAUUCAAGUUGGCGCCUUAACUCUGUGUGUAAAGAUGACUUAUUAUUAUUAUAAACACAAGGUGGAUGAGAGGAACGGUCGGUUUUUCGAGUAUUAUUUAUUAUAUUUAAUGUUAACUGUGUCCGUUAUUACUUGCAGAGGCGAUUCGUUGUUGAUUAGAGAAAAAAAAAUUAAGAUUCGUUCCUGAUUAGUGACUAAGUUAUUUUGUUAUUCGCGAGAGUGACAUGUACUCUCGGUGUGGUGGUGAAUACGAUGCGAUGAGUGACGGAUGGGGUUGAUUGCAUUGGCUGAACGAAUUGUUGUUCGAAAUUAACUUAGUCAAGUAUAAAGCCAAAGCAUUGGAUGGAUUAUAGAGGUGUAGCGAGGAUUAACGAGAAAGGAUGUAAUUAUCUGCGAUUAAUAAUCAACGACAGCGGAAUGUACAAAUCUCUACUUUAAGCGAUAUAUAAUGACGUUUGUAAAAAGUCCACGUAAUUUUUAAUGAUCAUUAUGAAAUACAGCAUAUAAAUAUAUAGAGAGAAAAAAAUGUGAAUAUUAUUUGAAGGAAAAUAAAAAUAAUGCGUAGAAAUUUUA